AUGGCCCCGCUCGACCUCCCCCACCCCUAUCUUGUGUUCCCACUAGUCAUCAUGUCGCUCGGCUUCAUAGCUUACACCAAGCUCUUCUCCCGACCAGCUCUACACCCUAGAGCACCUCCCCUGACCGACGGCGUCUAUCCUGUCCUGGGCGCCCUUAAAUUCUUUACUCGUCGCUGGGAAUUCUUUCGCGAUGCUGCACGUGCCUCCCCGACCGGCAACUUUAGCUUUUUCGUCGGCCGCAAGCCCGUGGUCGGCCUGACCUCAGAGUCCUCCAGGCAAGUCUUCUUCGACAAUCGCCAUUUUGGUUUCGCGGAAGGCUAUGGGGGUCUCGCCGAGGGAUUUUCGGUGCUGUUUGGACCCUCGGCGGGCGCGAGUAAGGCCGCCAAGAAACUGGAGCAGCAGAUCGCAGCGGCUGGAGGCGAUGAGAAGACGAAAGAGAAGAUGAGGCAGGAGGCCGCAGAGAAAAUGGACUUUUCAAAGUUCUUCAACAGCCGCAUGGUCCGUGUGCUAAGAACUGACGCGAUGCAGCGCAACCUGCCCAAGUUGAUUGGCGAUGUGCGGGCUCGGCUUCAAGACUUAGCAGCUGCCAUUCCUAACAAAGGGUUCAAGGACGAGGCAGUGGUUGAUCCAUUUGAUAAUAUUUUCAAGAUUGCCUUUCAGCUCACGAUCCGAUCAGUGGGAUGCGGGGACAUUGCAGAUGAUCUAGAGCUCAUGGGAAAGAUGAUGCACUGGUAUCACUUGGUAGAUAGCUUGACAUCGCCUACGGCGGUAAUGUACCCGUGGAUUCCAACUUGGGGUAUGUUCAAGCGUACGGUGGCUGGGAUGCGACUAUUUGAGAUUGUCAAGAAAAUUGGCGACGAGAGAUUAAGGACGGGGAAGCGAGGAGAGGACGCCAUGCAGAUUAUGAUGGAUCAAGGGGACGAUAUGGGCCAUAUUGUUGGGUUCGUUGUAUCAGGUCUCCUGGCUGGCACAAUCAAUUCGGGGGUUAACGCAUCAUGGAUUCUUGUUUUCCUUUCUCUGAACCCGCAAUGGAUGACCAAAGUCCGUACCGAAGUCCAGGCCGCCAUUGAGAAGAGUGCCACCAAUAGCGAUCCUAAUGCUACCAUGGUUGAGAAGUUAGCAUCUGUGCCCCUUGAAGCCUGGGAGUCCGAGUUUCCCACAAUCGAGGUAUGUCUCAGGGAAUGCAUCCGGCUCACAGCGACUGGAGCGACAUUCCGACGCAAUAUAAGCGGCCAUGAUAUCCAAGUCGGCGACGAGGUUGUUCCCAAGGACGCUUAUGUAGCAUAUCCUUUCAACGAUACUCACCAGGACCCUAACAUAUAUCCUAACCCAACCAAAUGGGACCCUGGCCGAUACUCUGAGGACAGGGCCGAGGACAAGAAAAAGCAGUAUGCAUACCUCGGCUGGGGAGUUGGACGGCAUCCAUGUUUGGGCAUGCGUUUUGCCAAGCUAGAACAGUACCUCAUUGUCGCGUUCUUCACCACCGUUUUUGAUUACGUCGCUUGCGAUGCUAAGGGUAACCCUAUCACUACCCCCACGCCAAUUGACUUGAACGCCUUCUCUGCUCGCCGUCCCGAGCCGAGGGUAUACUUGAGAUACAAGUUGAAGGAGAAGAUUUGA
Molecule: messenger RNA, 1620 nt
Organism: Phaeoacremonium minimum UCRPA7
Lineage: Eukaryota; Fungi; Ascomycota; Sordariomycetes; Togniniales; Togniniaceae
Product: putative cytochrome p450 6a1 protein
Exons: 3
Coding region: 1-1620 (539 amino acids)
Biological process (GO): sterol metabolic process
Molecular function (GO): monooxygenase activity; oxidoreductase activity, acting on paired donors, with incorporation or reduction of molecular oxygen; heme binding
Source: RefSeq, a predicted model, not a curated record